AUGACUGACUGGGACGAUUCCAUCCAAUUUCUUCGUGGCAUGGGUGCAGCUGUUUUUUACGGCAUCUGUUCUGUGUCAAUGGCCUUCCUCAACAAAAUCCUGAUGGAUAUCUAUGGAUUUGAUUUCCCAAUCAGCAUCCUUGUCAUUCAGAUGGGAGCAACGAUUGUGAUCUUGUAUGCCCUGAGGUUCCUGCGAUUCAUCGAACUUCCUGGCUACACCUUGAAAGACGGAUACCUCUUUGCACUACCUGCAUUUUUCUACAGUGCCAAUUCUGUAUUGGCUCUUCUCUCUCUAAGUCAUAUGAAUGUUGCUAUGUAUGGCGUGGUCAAAAGGUGUGCUCCAAUGGUGACCCUUUUAUUGUCUGUACUGGUUCUCAAACAAGGCAUACCUUCAGCCCUAACACUUACCUCAAUCAUUCUUCUUACUAUUGGCUGUAUCAUUGCAGGUUAUGGUGACUUGCGGUUUAGCUUGCUCGGUUACCUGUGUGGUGGGUUGAGUAACGUGACUCAGGCCCUUUAUCUCCUGCUAGUUCAGCGUUAUACGGAAGGAGCUAUAAACACAAUACGAACGUUACAAUUAAACUGUGUCAAUUCUUUCCCUUUGUUACUUAUGGCUGCUGUCAUUAGUGGUGAGACAAAGCAAGCCGUUGCUUUCCCACAUUUCACCCAGAAAUCAUUUCUCCUUCUGUUCACUACGGUUGUUCUCUGCGGCAUUCUCCUCAACUAUUCUCUCUUUCUCUGUACGAGUCUCACGUCUGCACUGACCACCUGUGUUGUGGGUGAUUUCAUGGGUUUGAAAUCUCUCUCUCUCUCUCUCUCUCUCUUUCUUUUUUCAAAUAUAUCUGAUUUGGGUUGGGAAUCAUCUUAA
Messenger RNA from Acanthosepion pharaonis, 867 nucleotides. The record is from the annotation of a GenBank genome assembly. NCBI's taxonomy places the organism in Eukaryota, Metazoa, Mollusca, Cephalopoda, Sepiida, Sepiidae.